ACGUGUAACACUUGUCGUCGUUGGUAGUCUCCGUGUCAACAAUAAUAAAGUCAAUAUUAUCAUCUUCGUCUACUCUCGUGGUUUAAAAUUAAAAAAAGAACAAACAUUGACUGAUAGGAUAAACAAAUACAAACCUGUUUGCGGAGUCUGGGCUACUGGCUUGCGGAUGCCGAGUUUCGUGUAUUCGUCAAGGGGGAAUCCUCCGCCUACGCGCCUUCUGACGUCAAUUUGCCGCCACUCGCACCUUAGUACCGUAAUUGUUUUUGAGCUUGCAGGCUUCAGGAAUGAACCGGUGCUUUAGCUUUAAUAGUUCUAACCUCGAACACCGGUCUAAGUUACCUUUUUGGAAAUCUCAACUUGUAAUGAACAGAUUGUGUUCACGUGAAAGCUGAACUGCUUUUAUUUUCUUAUCUUUAUUGAAGAGAAAAGUUACAGUUACAGAGAUAAGACAAUGUACAGCAUAAAGUCCAACUAUGGGAUGCUUAUGAGCCUGUUUCUUCUUGUUGCUUAUGCUCCAGAUGCACAAUCUUUAGAAGUAAUUUAUGCUGUCAAUGCUGGUGGUGAUGCUCACACAGACAGCUAUGGUAUUCAUUACCAAAGAGAUCCUCUUAUGGGGAAAGUAGGAACUGCUUCGGAUUACGGCAAGCAGCUAAUUAUUGGAAGAGUCAAUACUAUUGAUCAGAUACUUUAUCAGACUGAACGCUAUCAUCACAGCACAUUUGGCUAUGAUAUACCUAUUGCAGAAGAUGGUGAAUAUGUUAUGAUUCUUAAGUUUUGUGAAGUUUAUUUCAACUCACCUAAUAUGAAGGUGUUUGAUGUGGUUCUAAAUGGUGAUCAUACUGUUGUAACUGAUUUAGAUAUAUUUGAGAAAGUUGGCAGAGGUAUCGCUCAUGAUGAAUAUAUUCCAUUCAAAGUACUAAAGGGUAAACUAAUAUACAAUGAAGAAGAGUCAGACAUUCUUGGUGGUAAAAUAAGAGUGGAGUUUAUCAAAGGAUAUCGAGAUAAUCCUAAAAUUAAUGCUAUAGCUGUGAUUAAUGGAGAUAUUGAUGAUGUUCCAAAACUAGGGCCAGUUCCUCAUGAACCUGAAGAAUAUCAAGGAAUGCUAGAUGAUGAGGAGGAGCCAGUUGUUCGAACCAGGCACACAAGUGGACCCCGUACACCAGAUCCUUAUGCCUCUGAAGACUCAUCUAUUCUGAUACCUGUUUUUAUUGCAAUUGGAGCUUUUAUUCCUCUACUGUUUUGUCUUUGUAAGUUGUAGAAAGUUUAAGCAGAGCUACUAAUGGGAUGUACUUAAAAAAACUGACUGCACCACCUAUACCUAUGUCAACAACAAAGUGUUCUCUUUAGACUAAAUAACGAAUUUAAAAUAUUGUUUAUAUUUGAUUCGUUUUCGACAAAGUAUUUGACGAGUUUUAUAAUUUAUUUAAUAAGUUGCACGUUUGAAGUGUGAUAUUUUAUAUAACUAUAAUAAUUGUUCAUGUGCAAUCUGAUUUUAACAAGUUGGCAUGAAGAGAAUGUACUGGCCUUAGACUUGAAAACUUGUGGCACUAAAAUGUAUAAAUAAUAUUUUUUUAAAUGCAGUGAAUGUAUGCAAGGGAAAGAUUUUAAAAUACAAUAUUUUGUCGACACUUAUUGAAAGCGAGUUUUAGGUAACUGACGCAUGAAUAAAGUUGUUA
Molecule: messenger RNA, 1676 nt
Organism: Phymastichus coffea
Lineage: Eukaryota; Metazoa; Arthropoda; Insecta; Hymenoptera; Eulophidae
Product: malectin-A
Exons: 5
Coding region: 452-1258 (268 amino acids)
Cellular component (GO): membrane
Molecular function (GO): carbohydrate binding
Source: RefSeq, a predicted model, not a curated record